GUUAACUUCUCAAUUCCUCAUUUCGUGUGUUCUCCAUCCGUUGUCUUUCGCGCUCUUGAAACGCAGUUUCCGCAAUUACAUUGGUAGCAAUUGUGAUAAAGUGCUCUAUAAUGUUGGGGUAAUGGUUAAUUGCAUCUGUGAAUGCCACACUUAAUGAAUGGAGAAACUGAAAAAUCACUGACUAGAGUGGUUCCAUCAAUGCCGUAAAGAUGGACUCCAACGUCGGUCUUGACUAUAUCGUGGACAAUCCCGACUAUUGCAAUAAGCUUGCUUCAGCUCUAGAUACUGCCUGUACAGCAGUGAAGAAGCAAAUAGUGGAAUUACUAUCAGCCCUGUGUGUGUACAGUCACGAUGGUCGACAGCGGGCUAUUGAAACCCUUAAUAUUUACCAGGAAAGAAAGAGAGAGCGCUAUCGACUUCGGGCAAUCGUUGAUGAGCUCCAGAAGGCAAAUACCGAGGAUUAUCAAGCGGCAUUACUCGCAUUCAUCAAUUGCCUGAUCAUCUCAACGCCUGCUGUCAAGGAUCGUGUUCGUGUUCGUAACGAAUUCAUUGGCUUGAAGUUGCUCCCAAUUUUAAACGACCUGCGAAAGCAGAGGAGUCAAUUUCCAGAUUUGCGAGUGCAAUUGGACGUAUUCGAUGAUCAACGAGAGACCGAUGAAGAGCUCACCAAUCAAGGACCACCGGGAAUUGAUUUGUCCUCUCAUGUAGAUCUGUUCUAUGCUAUUCUCGGCCAAAUUGCAGACACACCCCAAGAAAUUCCAUUCUUAAGUAUUCUUCAACACCUUCUGCGACUUGAUCCGAAAGAAGCUGCGAGCGAUCUCGCUUGGGAUACAGCGGAAACCCUGGUGCACAGAGCUACAUUGUUAGAGAGUCGUGACGAUGUUACGAAGCUUCUAAGAUCUCCUAGUCUUCAGACAAACUUGUGCUGUCACUGUCGUGGGGCAGAUCAAUCUAGCACCCCACGAAAAUCAUCAAUUCCCACUGGUAAUUCUCCACCUUUUCUUCUAUCUCCUCCUGCGAUAGCAAUUCCAUCUCCACCAGUACCACCAAAUCCCUCGAAUUCAUUGACACUGCCACCACCUCCACCACCCCCUCUUUUCAUUACCAGCAGUAACUCUCAUGUACCCAUGGAACCACCCCUUCCACCGCCACUACAAAUGCCAGCCAUCAAUCGUAUACCCACCCCAGAACCUCCCAAUAACAUGGGGAAAUUAUUACCGCAACAAGAAAUACCAACGCCCAAAGCGAAAAUGAAGACCAUCAAUUGGAAUAAAAUUCCCAAUCACAAGGUCGUUGGCAAAAAAAACAUCUGGUCUUUAGUAGCUAACGAGCAUCAAAAUUCGCCGAUGGCGGAUUUAGACUGGGCCGAAAUGGAGGGGCUCUUUUGUCAACAAGUACCACCGAUAAUUCCUCAAUCCAUAACUGUGUCUUCGAGUUACGGAAGUGAUGCAGAACGACGACGACGCGAGCCAGCUGAAAUUGUCUUACUAGAUGGAAAGAGAAGUCUGAAUGUUAAUAUCUUCUUAAAACAAUUCAGGAGCUCGAACGAAGAUAUUAUACAGCUUAUCAAGGAAGGUGGACACGAUGACAUUGGUGCAGAGAAACUACGGGGCCUCUUGAAGAUAUUACCUGAGAUCGAUGAAUUGGAGAUGCUUAAAUGCUUCGAUGGUGAGAAAUCGAAACUCGGUAAUGCUGAAAAAUUUUUCUUGCAACUUAUACAAGUCCCAAAUUACAAGCUCCGUAUUGAGUGCAUGCUAUUGAAAGAGGAAUUCGCUGCUAAUAUGAGUUACCUAGAGCCCAGCAUAAACUCGAUGAUUCUUGCUGGAGAGGACCUGAUGAUAAAUAAGCCCCUUCAAGAAAUGCUAUACAUGGUUCUCGUAGCCGGCAAUUUUCUCAACUCCGGUGGCUAUGCUGGCAACGCCGCUGGUGUUAAAUUGUCAUCUCUUCAAAAAUUGACGGAAAUCCGAGCGAACAAACCGGGUAUGAAUCUCAUCCAUUAUGUGGCACUUCAAGUAGAGAGAAAGCGAAAGGACUUGCUCCAUUUUACCAAAAAUAUGAGUGCUCUAGAAGCUGCUGCCAAGACGACAAUCGAACAAUUGAUGAAUGAAUUUAAUACAUUAGAUACUAAGAUUAAGAAGAUUAAAACGCAGAUUCAACUUCCAUCAACUGAAUCUGAUAUUCAGGAACAAAUGGCGCAAUUUUUACUGGUUGCCGAGCAGGGAAUGUCCCAGCUCAAACGUGACAUGGAAGAACUUGAGACAGUGAGGCAUAGCCUGGCUGAGUUUUUCUGUGAGGAUGCCAAUUCCUUCAAAAUUGAGGAAUGCUAUAGGAUAUUUUAUCAAUUCUGUCAAAAAUUCAAUCAGGCGGUUACGGAAAACGAGAGGAGAAAAAUUCAGGAGGAGCAGAUAAAUGCCCGACGAAAACAGCGCGAGGAGCAAUUGCUUGCUAAAAAGCGUCUCUUGAGUAAUCAGAUGGAUAUUCCAGGCUCAGAAUCCGAGUGUAACCUUAUGGACUAUGGAAUUUUAGACAUACAGUCUGGUUUUGUACGUCAAUCCUAUGGUCGAAGUGAUACAAAAAUCAAGAGGCUUCAGAACGGAGGGGUCACCUCAGAUGAAGACAUCUCGAUAACAGGAUCACCGAAUAUAAGGCGACGUCUUGGAUCUUGUUCUGGUGGGGCUGAUCAACAAAUUACCAAAGAGGAUACCUAUUCCCCCGAUAUAACGCCCAAUGGAACACUGCGGAGGAGGCGGAGUCGAGUACCUUGCGAAGAUGAUGAUGGAAAUUUGAUGGACUUUUUGAGGAGUAGCGGUGGACAGGAGAGCACCAGAGAGAGAAAGUCCUGGGGCAGUUUGGACAGGUCCUGGGCGAGGAGAGCGAGGGGACAGCCUCGUCGUGGGGAUUUGUUGAAUGCUGAUUUUUCAGCUGAUCGGGAACGUCCGAGCUCACCUUCACCUCUUGCUGAGACCAAAACUUUUCUGCAGGGAGAUGAGGACGCUAAACCAACGGGGCGAGUAUGGAGACAGAAAAUUGAAGCAUGGUUAUCAGAAAAUGAGAAAGAGGAGCGAGCCGGUGAAGAACUGCAGAGAAAGGCGCGUCAGUUACAAGCCAAUCGUAGAUCCUUGGAAGACCCUGACAAUGAAAGUAAGAUAAAUGCCCUAUUAGAUGAUCGAACGCCGUCAAGAUACGCCGAGAUAUAUGACUGGCGUCCAUCAGUCGAGAAAACGGACGUGAUGAGAACAAUGGAGGCAAUCGAAGAGGCGCAACCUCAUCCCCCUCAUACAAAUAAAAUCUGGAGAAAAUCAUCCCUGGAUAUUUCCAACCCUGAGGAAAGUGACCCACGAUACUCUCGACGGCUGCGACCCAGGCUACUGGCUAAUGACAAUGUUCUCGGCCAGAGUACCCUGCAAGCCAUACGAGAGGAAGAGCGCAAGAAAAACAAGUCCAUGGACGUUGCAUCUGCUGAUGACAAUAAUAUUCUGACGAUAUACCUUCGACACUCGAGUCUCGGUAACUCUAUGAGAAGAUUAUCGAAAAGCUCCAAUAAGAGUGAUAGAAUAAUCGAUAAAAACGACAUAGACUCUGAUAAUAUUGAAACUCCACCGGUUACGAGAAGAGUAUUCAGUCCGCCCAGGGAAGUUAAACCUAUCGAAAAAGAAGCAUGCAAACGGGAGAGGUGCAGUAGUUCACAAGGAAGGGGGGAGAUUAAGUCUCUUACCGCCAAGGCAUUUGUCAAUCCUAAUAAUGAUCUUGGAAGUGGUAAUUUUGAUAGAUAUUCAGCAGCUAGGAAGACUCGCAGAUACAAAAAAACCCAGGAAAGUCCGUUGGACAAGGAGAAUCCACCGAAGCAAGAACCACACAGCGAGAAUUUUGAGGAUAAUUCCUCUCGGCCGAGCAGUCUAUCUCUGAUAAUUGACCAUUCUCCUCCUGACGAGGACGUGAUGCUGAGAGUUUGGCAGGAUAAAUUGAAACGUCGACACGUCUCUACGUCUCAUACUGUCCCCGAGCCAUCCCCCACAGAUCCAUCCAAGGCUGAUGACUUGGGAAAAUCAAGGAAAACAAAGUCCCGGGUUCCAAUUACGCAACCGGCGCCAGUCGUCGCGGUGACAAAUACAGUAUUGAGUCCAGUGAUGCAGGAGUCUAAGCCAAGGGAGAUGACACCUGUGUGGCCGGAGCGAGCGGUAUCCUGUAGAGAGAGGCACCGAAGCAUGAUAGACCCGAGUCAAGUGAGAGAAUCCAUGAGACUAACUAGUAAUCCGCCCAGUCAAGUGAAUCAAUUAAACAGGCCAAUAGACCGUGAAAGUGAUUCAGUGCCAAUUGUCUAUAUUUCCUCGGGUGGAACCAAGUGUGGGGUAGAAAGACAACUCGAGGACAUCAACCAACCAGCGAUUUUCGAGGAAAAGAGUUGUCAGUCCUUGUCUAUUGAGGAAAAAAACUCCGGGGAUAAAUCUUGUUCGAAACAGACCUCUCCUCUGUUCAGAAAUCGAUUUAUUCCGGAUAUUAAUAUGACUUCAAUAUCUCCAUUGAUUGGCAAAUCCAAGGAUCUGGAGCUCAAUGAUGAAGGGUUCGAAGAGACCCAGAGUCUAGUAUCAGAAACAUUGAGUCAGGAAACAUCGUCAGGAAAUUAUGAGACAGAUAUUCACGAUUCUCCGAGUUGUUCACCCGCAGAAAUGCACUACAAUAAAGAGACUCUGUCCGACACCAAGAGAAUCGUCGGAAAAGAUGAAAUAGCACGACUCAGAGGAUUUCGUCUCCAUUCGGGAUCUUUGAGGUCUACAAAUGACAAGAUGAGUUAUCUUCCGAAGAAGGAGAAGCUAAUUCAUGAAGCUAAGGUAGAAUCUUCAAAAAAAGGUGCACACUUGGUUCGGAGUGAGGUCGAAAGAUCUGGCUCGCGGAGCAGUUUGAUGAGUUCGAGGAGUUCGUUGAACAGCGCUACUUCUGUCAAUACUGUUCGUAAAUUACCCAAUCACUCGCCAUUGAGGAGCUAUACUUCAGCCAUAUGUACGAUGACCAGUGAUCUACGUAAAGGUGCUACUACAUUAUCUCCUAAUAAAGUGAAUGAUAAACGAAGGGCCACACCAAAGUUGACGGUAACGAGAAUCCCGGCGAGUCGGAGCAGCAGCAGUGGGAGUAGUGUUGGACCGGUUGUUAGAAAUAUCCGGAAACAAAAAUUCGGAAUUAAUGAUAGCACAAAGUUGAUGACUGCGAAACCAAAACCAACGAUAUCAACGAGAAGUGACAGUAACAAUAGCAUUGGCGCACCUCCGAUAAUGCAGAAUCAUGUUCCAAGUUCAAGAGUCUCGACGACAACUUUAAAUAGAACCAAAAUUACUCAACCUCGUAAUCAUAGCUUCAUGAGGCCAACAGCAGCCAGUGUUAACAAAGGCUCGAUACCUAAUUUAGCAAAGAGCAUUAAGAAUUUAAGCAACUGAUAAAACUGUAAGAGAUAGUGUAUUUAAAUGUAUUAUUACAUCGUAAAGUCUAUCGAGUGCUUAAUGAAAUUAUAUUUCUCAGAGAUUACGAUCAUCCCAAUUCAAAACUCUUCGCAUAAUCAGCUACCAAAGUUGUACAAUAAAACCCAUAAAGAAGUACGCAUGAAUACGCCGGGUUUUCUUUCAAAUCUUAUAGUAUUGAAGAUUUUUUUAUACAUAAUGACGGUUCCGUUGAUUAGAAUUAAAACGGUUCUAUGUGUUUUUCUGUUCCUCUCGGUGCUAUGGACGAUUCCAAAUUGGCUUAUGUCAUGUUCAAACUACCAUUUUGUAUUGAUCUUUAUUUCUUACCUUUUAGUCUUCAAUGAUGGCAUUAGUAUAAUUAAUUAAUUAUCAAAAGUGAAUGAUAAAUUUUCGCAGAGUUUACGGUUACCUUAUAAUUGAUAAACAAAUUUUAUCGUGACUGAUUGUAACGUUUGCAUUGAUUUCAAUUAAUAAACAAAUUUCAUAAAAUAAAAAAAAAA
Messenger RNA from Diachasmimorpha longicaudata, 5950 nucleotides. RefSeq names its product formin 3 (gene Form3). Gene Ontology annotation, biological process: cellular component organization. Gene Ontology annotation, molecular function: actin binding. The record is from RefSeq and is a predicted model, not a curated record. NCBI's taxonomy places the organism in Eukaryota, Metazoa, Arthropoda, Insecta, Hymenoptera, Braconidae. The coding region runs from base 210 to 5429 and encodes 1739 amino acids. The transcript has 12 exons.